Molecule: messenger RNA, 1926 nt
Organism: Salvia miltiorrhiza (redroot sage)
Lineage: Eukaryota; Viridiplantae; Streptophyta; Magnoliopsida; Lamiales; Lamiaceae
Product: WD repeat-containing protein ATCSA-1-like
Exons: 9
Coding region: 190-1542 (450 amino acids)
Biological process (GO): transcription-coupled nucleotide-excision repair; protein polyubiquitination; proteasome-mediated ubiquitin-dependent protein catabolic process
Cellular component (GO): nucleotide-excision repair complex; Cul4A-RING E3 ubiquitin ligase complex
Molecular function (GO): protein binding
Source: RefSeq, a predicted model, not a curated record
UUUGCAGAGUAGAAGAGAAUAGUUUGCUCAAGAUUUUUGAGAUAAUAAUAACGAAAAGCAAAAACAAUAGAGGAAAAUCCCAAUUCACUCGUCCUUCACUUGUGUUAAGCAAUUGAGUUGAGAAUCGGAGGCGGAGGCGGAGCGAUCGGAGUGGGGUGCGGGAGGAGAGAGAUCAAAGAUGCGAGGACGAUGUGGAAGGAGACUAGAGAGAGAGAGUUCGGGAACCUUCGCCCUAAUUUGUUCAGCAGUCGCAUUUUCAAAUCUAGGAUUUCGUCCAUUCAGCUCUCCAAUUCCAAGGAAUUCGUCUCCGCUCAUCGCGGCUCAGUCAACUCACUUCAGGUUGAUUUGACAGAGGGUCGAUAUCUACUGGCUGGUGCAUCAGAUGCAACUGUUGCGGUUUAUGAUGUUCAGCGAGCAACAGAUCAUGAGGGCCGUGGCCGAAUUUCAAAGCACAAGUCGUUGUUUGUCAUCAACAAGCAGCAUGAGCAUGGGCAUAAAUAUGCCAUAUCCUCUGCCAUCUGGUAUCCAAUUGACACAGGGUUGUUUGUUACUGGUUCUUAUGACCAUCAUAUCAAUGUUUGGGAUACUAAUACUCAACAAGUUGUAAUGAAUUUUAAAAUGCCAGGAAAGGUUUAUAGAAAUGCUAUGUCUUCAAUAGCAAGAUCUCACAUGUUAAUUGCUGCUGGAACUGAAGAUGUUCAAGUUCGAUUGUGUGAUAUGGCUUCUGGUGCAUUUGCUCACACUUUGUCUGGUCAUCGUGAUGGAGUAAUGUCGAUGGAGUGGUCCACUUCUAGUGAGUGGGUAUUGGUCACUGGAGGAUGUGAUGGUGCAAUACGUUUUUGGGACAUCAGACGGGCUGGGUGUUUUCGUGUUUUGGACCAAUCACAUUCCCAGCUCGGAAGACGUCCACCUCUCCUUGCGUGUGCAACAACAAAUAAGAAAUCAUCAAUAUAUCAGAGUUCUGCAAAAGCCCGACCACCUCAAAGAAAAUCAACUAAUGGCAACACUUUAAAGCCCCAUGGUGUCGGUAGGGUUCCUAGUCAAAUGAAAAGUACAAAGCAGAGAUCACAUCCUGGAAUGCUGUCUAGCCAUGAUCGUGCCACUGCCCAUUAUGGUGUAGUAACUGGAUUAAAGGUGACUGAAGAUGGCAUGUAUCUCCUAAGUGCAGGUUCUGAUUCAAGGUUGAGAUUGUGGGAUAUAGAGUCUGGCUGCAAUACACUUGUGAACUUUGAAACUGCACGCUUACAAAGUAGCAAGGCCAUACAGAUGGCUGUAUCCCAAGAUUCAGCUCUUUCUUUUGUUCCUUGCAUGACCACUGUGAAAGUCUUUGAUAUUUGGUCUGGCCAAACAAAGUGCGCGUUUCGCGGCCACUAUGAAAAUGUCAACUGCUGCUGGUAUAAUGCACAAGAUCAGGAGUUGUAUACUGGUGGUAAUGAUAGGCAAAUUCUUGUCUGGUCUCCACCCAAAUCCAUUUCCAAUGAGGAGGAUGAAUUGAAGAAUGGAGAGGCUGCAACCAGUGACCAGGAUAACUGGAGUGAUUAAGGUUUUCAUAUUUCAAGGUCAGUCAAUAUUUUCGUUCUACUCGAUGCACCGUCUAGUAUAACUGCAGCAGGGAAGGUGGAUAUAAUAGAAUAUGCAAGUUAAACAAUCAACGUCUGCCGUGUAAAAUAGGUCCAAGAAACUUGUUCCCCUUUCGUGCUUCUCGUUGUUCUUGGGAUGUUUUUUAAUCUGGAUAUGAUCGAAUGUCUGAACAUGAUAUUUCUAGGUUUACCUAUGAUGUCGUCUGUACAAUGUGGAAAUGGAAGUUCUAAUGCGAUGUGGCAAAUAAUAUUGUACGAUGAAAAACCCACGUUGACAUUCAUGUGUUGGAAAACAAUUUGUGUUUGAACUUUGAAUUGAGGGAUGUUACAGCUGAAUUUGGGACCA